Aspergillus homomorphus CBS 101889 is the source of this 1121-nucleotide messenger RNA. Its product is annotated as putative mitochondrial oxaloacetate transporter (Oac). Bases 1 to 933 code for a protein of 310 amino acids. The transcript has 6 exons. Lineage: Eukaryota; Fungi; Ascomycota; Eurotiomycetes; Eurotiales; Aspergillaceae. The record is from RefSeq and is a predicted model, not a curated record.
AUGUCAACGACGACAGGAGCCUUCCUCGCCGGAGGUGUUGCAGCAUGUGGAGCAGUCACAGUCACUCACAGCUUUGAGACCGUCAAGAUCCGUUUACAAUUGCAAGGAGAAUUGCAAUCGAAGAGCGACGCGGUCAAGAAAUAUCGUGGUGUGUUCCACGGUGUCAAGGUCGUCCUGCAGAAUGAAGGCCCGCGCGGCCUGUUCCGAGGAAUCGGCUCUGCCUAUAUCUAUCAAGUUCUCCUGAACGGUUGCCGUCUCGGGUUCUACGAACCUCUGCGCGGAUCCAUCACAAAUGCGGUCUACAAAGACUCCCAGGUUCAGUCCCUCGGCAUAAACGUCUGCGCCGGUGCCGCCUCGGGUAUCAUUGGUGCCGCCAUCGCUUCACCAUUCUUCCUCGUCAAGACUCGUCUCCAAUCCUUCUCGCCCUUCCUCCCCGUGGGUACGCAGCACAAUUAUCGCAACUCCUUCGAUGGUCUGAGCAAGAUCUAUAAAACCGAGGGAGUGAAGGGGUUGUAUCGUGGUGUCGGCGCGUCUAUGGUGCGAACGGGUUUCGGUAGCUCGGUUCAGCUGCCGACUUACUUCUUCGCCAAACGUCGCCUGACGAAGCAUCUUGGUAUGGAAGACGGGCCAGCUCUGCACUUGGCUAGCAGCACAGCUUCCGGCUUUGUGGUUUGCUGCGUGAUGCACCCUCCUGACACGGUCAUGUCGAGAAUGUACAACCAGACCGGUAACCUAUAUAAGGGCGCACUGGACUGUCUGUUUCAGACUAUUCGCACUGAGGGCAUUCUCGCGAUCUACAAGGGUUAUUUCGCUCACCUUGCGCGUAUUCUGCCCCACACUGUCUUGACCCUCACUUUGGCCGAACAGACCAACAAAUACAUGCGGAGACUUGAGGACCGGUUCCUCUCGGAUUCGCUCAGGGCCCGACUGUAAAUAGACGACAUUCAUUCAGCGGCAUUGGCAUAGCUAUAGAAGCAUUUUGGUAUAUUUGAUCAGGGGUUAUAGGGUCGACUUAUAGCGUGUCUUGGCUCGGCUCGUUGUGUACAUAAGGCGUUUCAGCUCGGAUAGUCGCGUCACCUUGGAUUGCAUAGACCUCGAGGCAAGAUAAAUUUAGACCAUCU